This is a messenger RNA of Sinocyclocheilus grahami, 1343 nucleotides long. RefSeq names its product solute carrier family 66 member 1 (gene slc66a1). The coding region runs from base 329 to 1180 and encodes 283 amino acids. NCBI's taxonomy places the organism in Eukaryota, Metazoa, Chordata, Actinopteri, Cypriniformes, Cyprinidae. The transcript is spliced from 7 exons. Gene Ontology annotation, cellular component: membrane. Gene Ontology annotation, molecular function: basic amino acid transmembrane transporter activity. The record is from RefSeq and is a predicted model, not a curated record.
UCUUAAAUGAACUGUUCGAAGGAACCGAUUCGCAAAAUGAGUCACUAGCGAGGCUUCCGGUUUCUUGACCGAGGAUGACGUCGCGCCUCAACUAUCCAACCACGGCGCUCAACGAAGACCUCGUUAUUUUGACGACUUGUUUGUUUUCCUCUCGAGGUAACUGCGGACUAAGAGCGACAUUCCGCUCCUUUUCUACCUCAGCAGCUGAAGAGCUACAUCACAGGAACCAUAACACCUCUGUUUUCCUAAGAAUUCCACCUGGGCUGUUUGCGUGAGAACGCUAUGUCAGUGUCAUUCCUGAUGGUUCCUCGCUGCUGUUUUUCCAGUGAUGUCGGAUGGGCUUGUGCUCGGCGGUGGUGGGAACCUCAGCUCUCUCUGCCCGCACGGGAUCGAGUGGAUCUGGUAUGGACUGGGUGAAUGUGCCCAGGAUGGCAGAGACAUCGCCAGUGUUGUUCUCGGACUGCUGUCGAUAGUUUGCUUCAUGGUGUCUUCACUGCCGCAGUACUACAGUUCCUGCAAGACAGGAAAUAUGGACAGCGCACUAUCGAUUUGGUUCCUGUUAUUUUGGCUGGCCGGUGACUCGUGCAAUCUUAUUGGAUCGUUCUUGGCUGAUCAACUUCCACUACAGAAAUACACUGCAGUGUACUACGUCCUGGCAGACCUGUUAAUGCUGUCAAUGUACUUUUACUAUAAGCUAAAGAAUAAGUCAUCGAGAGCCAGUAACAGUGCACUGCUGAAUGCGGUUAGCGUGCUAUGUCUUCUGGGAAUGUCAUCUUCCCUCCUUAGCCUCCCUCGCUCAGCCCUAGAGGAACAGAUGCCUGUGGGGUUCAAGGGUCGGGCGCUGCUGGCCGUGGAGGGGGGCAGCGGUUCGGUGCAGCCCUUUGAUACAAAGGAGAUUAUAGGCUUUGUCAUUGGCUCUAUAUCUUCAGUACUGUAUUUAUGCUCCAGACUGCCACAGAUGUACACUAAUUUUCAGAGGAAGUCAACAGAGGGCGUGUCUUUUUUCCUAUUUGCUCUGGUGAUUCUGGGAAACACAACAUAUGGCAUCAGCGUGCUACUGAAGAACCCAGAUCCAGGGCAGGGAGAGGCCAGCUAUAUCCUACACCACCUCCCCUGGCUCAUCGGCAGCCUGGGAACGCUCUCACUUGACAUUAUUGUAUCCUUUAAAGCCACGUGUUAGCCACUGAGUUGUUAGUGAGGUCACGGAUUCCCAACACAGGCCUCAUAGAACUAAAGAUAUGAAAAUUCUAGACGCAUUAUCAAGAUGAGAAUUUGGAGGACAAAACAUGCUCAUGAAAUCUUCAUGAAAAUAAUGCCAUGGCAAAAACCGUAAUGGACCUAAA